This is a messenger RNA of Psammomys obesus (fat sand rat), 1687 nucleotides long. RefSeq names its product SYS1 golgi trafficking protein (gene Sys1). Bases 288 to 758 code for a protein of 156 amino acids. Gene Ontology annotation, cellular component: Golgi membrane; trans-Golgi network. Gene Ontology annotation, biological process: protein localization to Golgi apparatus; Golgi to endosome transport; Golgi to plasma membrane protein transport. NCBI's taxonomy places the organism in Eukaryota, Metazoa, Chordata, Mammalia, Rodentia, Muridae. The transcript is spliced from 4 exons. The record is from RefSeq and is a predicted model, not a curated record.
CAUGCACUGCGCCUGCGUGAUAUCGGCAGGCCUUCUCGGCCGCCGUCCCCGGAAACACUUCCUUCCCACGCAGCCGCGGGCCGCAAGCUAUUCGGCCUCUCUAGGCCGGCUGGUCCUCUGCUCCAUGGUCCUGGCUGUCGGCGCAGUUUCGGGAGUGCACGGCUGAGGCCCGGCCGCGCCGCGCGGAGCUUCGAUCCUCGAGCCGGUCGCGGGUAGUUCGGCGGCCGCGGACCGAUGGCGUGGCAUCGGUGACAGGCGCGAGCGGCUGCCGAGCCCCGAGGGCCGGCAUGGCGGGCCAGUUCCGCAGCUACGUGUGGGACCCGUUGCUGAUCCUGUCGCAAAUCGUGCUCAUGCAGACGGUCUACUAUGGAUCGCUGGGCCUGUGGCUGGCGCUGGUGGAUGCGCUCGUGCGCAGCAGCCCUUCCCUAGACCAGAUGUUCGACGCAGAGAUCCUGGGCUUUUCCACUCCUCCAGGCCGGCUCUCAAUGAUGUCCUUCGUCCUCAACGCCCUCACCUGUGCCCUGGGCUUGCUGUACUUCAUCCGGCGAGGGAAGCAGUGUCUGGAUUUCACUGUCACUGUCCAUUUCUUUCACCUUCUGGGCUGCUGGCUCUACAGCUCCCGUUUCCCCUCGGCGCUGACCUGGUGGCUGGUUCAAGCUGUGUGCAUUGCACUCAUGGCCGUCAUUGGCGAGUACCUGUGCAUGCGGACGGAGCUCAAGGAGAUCCCCCUCAGCUCAGCCCCUAAAUCCAAUGUCUAAAGUUGGGCCCUUUGGACACUGCUGGCACUUGGGCCGCCUGUCACCUUGGGCUGCUCACACCUCUAGGUGGGGUCUAGUCCAAGUCUGAGAGGAACCCUGGAAAUGUGAAGUCUGUUGGUGGAGGGAUAGUGAGGUCCCGUCACAAAGUUAGGUAGCAGUCAUGAUCACAGCUGCAAGAAUGGCUUCUGCCUGCUCAAGCCUUGAUAUGUGGAGGCCAUUGUGGGGACUUCAUUGAUUUGGAAAUAACAGAUUUGGAACCAUGUCUCUAUUGAGCCAUCAUUCUGUCACCAGCCUGUUACUUAAAAAAAAAAAAUCAAGGAUAUCUGAUUGGAGCAAACCACUCUUCUGCUCAUCUGUCUACCCCCUGGGACAGCUGGUACUUUCGCCAUGUUACCAAACCACAGUGACUCUGUGUGAAGAAACAUUUUGAUUUCUGGGUCCACAGCCACAGAAAGAGAUGUAGGUACAAAGUACUAGGCUGCUGACAGAGGACAACAGAUGGAGGAAGCAUCAAGCACAAGAAAAAUGCAUAGCCUGUGUCCGUUAGACACACCCGUGUGUUCUUUGUGCAUUCAAGAACCCAUGCCUGACUUCCUCCAGUUCCUUGUAUGGACCCUAUCUUGCUGCCAUCUCUCAAUACAGCAGGCCACAGGACCCAGAGAAGAUCCCAGCAUCCCUCCCGGCCUUAGCUUCAUAAUAAAAGCCACUGUCUGCUCUCUAGGAAUGACCAGGCAUCCAGCUCCCACUGGAUUGUGGCACUGAGUUUUUGUUUCCUGUUUCAUUUGAAUUCUGUGGUAGUGGAGGGCGUACUGAUGGCGCUGGGGGAAAUAGGAGUUUGCUGCUAAGGCUAGAGUUUUCUCUAGAGCGCUUUCCUCUGUGAGGGGCUGGCGGCUGUCCUUCGUAGGAAGACAAAUACAGUAUUUUCCACA